GAAAAUUGUUAUUAUCGUAGCUUGAUAAAAUAUCGAGCGAUCAACUACCGGCAGCAACAUAUGCCGAGCGAGCGAGAAGGGUAGACGUCGUUACCGACUGCAGAGAAAAUUUAAGGGAGUCAUGAUCGCGCCCAGGUAGAUGUCGCUGCCGGGCCAUUUAAAUUCUACGAAACACAGCUUGCACGUAGUAUUCUUUAAUUUAUUUUUGUAAAAAUCAAUCGAUGAUUUAUUUGUAAGCAAGCACGUAAGAAAUGGAACAUUCCAUACGUAAUGGAGCAAAUUGAAGUUGCUGUGCCGAAAAGAACAAACAGUCGAAUGCAAAUUAAGGGGUCGUUGGUUGGCAACGGUUGUGCCUUGUCAAAUCAGUUUGGGGGAAUUGAAGGACCGGUUCAGACGUCAAGAAAAAUUUAAGUACAACUAAAAGCCAACCUAGCCAAACUCAACGUCAUGUUUUCCCGAGCCGCAAAAUCCAUCGUGCAAUCUCUCAAUCAACGGAGCUAUCAUGUUACCAAAGGAAAUUUCAAGGCUGCUAUUGGCUCCACCGGAGAAGUGGGCACGGCUCGAUUUUCGCAGCAGCGCACACUGGAUUCUUCAGCUGUCCAAGAGAUCGUGCCGUUCAAGAAUCUCAAAUUCAAAAACAUAACGUCAAACUCAGCAGAGGGACAGACACUUUCUGGAGUUGGCGUUCGUGCUGUCAAGGGUACAGCAGCUAAAGGAAACGUCUACGCUAUCGAUUUGGCACAGUUGAGAGGACUUGGCCCCAUCAUCGGCAAUCCUAAUGGCGCACCUGGAUUCUAUAAAAGCGAAGGCUUGCGUCUGGGUUCGUCGGACUGUGGUGUGCCGCCGAUUCGUCGCAAAAAGAACCCGUGCGAUCCGCCCGAAGGUCCGUGCAAGCCUUUACCGCCACCGGGUUAUCCCUCUAAGCCCAAGCCUGAGCGCAAGCCGUUCUGCGUCAAGUGCCCGCCGAAAAAGCCCUGCCCCGAGAACAACUGCUAACCGCGCGCGCAGACUCACUAAAAUCUUCAGAGCGCCCGCAACAGUAUCCACACGCUGGCAAAACGUAACUUCAGCAUGCUGCAACCAACUUUUCAUAACAGCAACAGCAACAAACUCCUCAACAACGCGUCCAGAUCCUACUCCAAAUGUUCCGGAAAAAAGGAUGGAUGCGGUGCACCAGCAAACCCGUGCUCCAAAUCCAAGCCAUCCACAUGUCCGGAUCCAAAUCAGCGUGUGAUCUCGCCCUGUAAAAGUCGACCUCCUUGCACUCCUGCCCCCGAAAAGUGCGAACCUGCGUGCGACAAGCCCAAGUGCCCACCACCUUGUCCGCCUCCCGCGCCGAAGUGUCCUCCGCCGCCUUGUCCACCACCUCCACCGAAGUGUCCUCCUCCGUGUCCGCCACCAGCUCCGACCUGCUUUCCACCUCCGACAAAGUGUCCGCGAGCCCCUCCUAAAUGCCCGCCCCCGUAUCCACCGCGGCCUUGCGAUCCGUGCCCGAAGCCCUGCAAGCCACCGAAGUGUCCCCCUCGCUGUCCGCUGGACCCACCACCUCCUUGUCCACCUCCCCCACCGCCGAAGUGCCCCGAGCCGCCGAAGAAGUGCUGCGACAAGCCGAAAGCAGCGCCGUGUCCGCCACCGAAGCAAACGUGCCCGAAGCCCUGCUCGGGACCGAGGCCAGCGCCGCAUUGCCCGACGCCAAGGGAGUCGUGCAGCGCGCCCAAACGAUCCUGCGAGGUGCCCCUGCAAACAAUGUUGGAGCAGUCGAGGAAGAAGAGCCCGCCGAAGACUACGUGCUGUCCUCCGCCGACACCGCCACCUCCAAGGAGCAUUUGCUGCCCAUCGCCGCCGAAGGAAACCUGCUGCCCGCCACCCAAACCGAUGCCCAACUGCGUACCGCCUGAGACGAUGCCCAAAUCCUGCCCGGAGCAGAAAGCGUCCUGCCCCCCACCAACGCCCACUUGCGUACUCCCGGAGCCGUCUCCACCAUGUUGCCCAAAGGAGCCACCCUGUCCACCAGCCAAACCAUCGCCGUGUGGCUGUACUCCGGCACCUGAGGCCAAGGGAUCGUCGGCGUGUUUCCAGAACAUGGGCAGGAAUAAAAAGAAAACUACUCGACAGAGCUUCUGGAAGAAACUUACCAGAAAAAUGUCGACGCAGUCCGGCAAUGGAGGUGUGUUAAAAGCGAGACAGCCUCGGUUUAAGCUACACGCCAGGACAUUCGGCAUCGCAGUGUUCAACUUGGCUGCUAAUAGAGGCUCCAAAUGCAAGACCGGCAAGGACAUUUGCGCAGAGCUCGAUCCGGUCUGCAAGCGACUGUGCAAGAAAAAGCCCGCGACUCGCUGCUCGGCGGGCGAAAAACCAUCGUGUGACGAGCGAAUAAGAAUAGCGAAGAAGGCACGUGAAGCCGAGGACGAGAGGUCGCAGAAACGUCCCUUGAAGUGUCCGACAUGCCUACCGCCAGAGCGCUGUCAGCCGCCGCUUGUACCGCCAGUCGUGGAGAAGAUGGAGUAUCCGGCGACGGUGUGCGCGGAGGCACCACCAUGUCCUUCCUACAAGGAUAAAGUUGACGCUGAGCCAGUGCUCGUGUGUCCACCUCUGCCACAGCUGCCUAAGCCACCCAGUGCACCCGUCGUGCUCUGCCCUUGCCCACCGCCUCCGAAGCUGCCCCCAGGACCUUGCCCCUGUCUGGACAGCGCCAAAGAGGUCAAGCUCUUGGUGCCCAUCUACCUUCCACCUUGCACGAGAAGACCCAAAUACACCUGCGACCGAAAGGUAUACUCGUGCAAGCUGCAACGCGAGUGCGACAAGAGGGCGUGUCCCCGCGACGACGAGAGUCACUUGAGUUGAACUGAGAGGAGGGAUGACGAGUUUACUCAAUUCGACGAGGAAAUAUUUAUUUGACAACGAAGAAAAAAAAAUUAAAAUUCCAAGUACUCAUGAAACUCAAGCCAUUACGAUUCUAGAAUAAGUAUUUGUCUGAACCCGGUAAACUGUUUUCGCUCAUCUCGCAAGACUCGGGAACAUCUGUAACGCGUUGACAAAAGUCUAAAAAAAUAGCAUUCGAAAAACUGUGCAAAAAACAACAUAAAACUUCCGUCCGCCGAAAA
This is a messenger RNA of Nasonia vitripennis (jewel wasp), 3104 nucleotides long. Its product is annotated as leucine-rich repeat extensin-like protein 1. The record is from RefSeq and is a predicted model, not a curated record. Lineage: Eukaryota; Metazoa; Arthropoda; Insecta; Hymenoptera; Pteromalidae. Bases 1072 to 2844 code for a protein of 590 amino acids. The transcript is spliced from 9 exons.